UCAAGUCCAUCAUCGAAUAUGCUCUGAAUACACCAGGCAAGGGUUCACACUUCACUCCCCCCAGGCCCCGACUGAUAUCCUCUCGGCCACUGGUUCCUGAAUCUUCAAAAUGGACCCCGCAAUCACCUCCGAGUUGAGCAAGUUCAACGACGAUAUCCCCUUCCGCGCUACCACAAACCAUACCCAGUCGACCUGGGCACGAACCUUCCACUCCUCCCCCGAACUCUACAUCCAGCCCCAAUCCAUCGCCGAAGUCGAGAAACUCGUGAACCUCGCUCGAAGAUGCAGACGCCGCAUCACGACCGUCGGUUGCGGGCACUCUCCCUCAGACAUAACCUGCACCUCCUCCUGGCUCGUCAACCUCGACAAAUUCAACAAGAUCCUCUCUGUGGAUAAGGAGAAAUGCGUCGUCGUUAUGCAGAGCGGGAUACGGCUGUUCGCGGUUGGAGAGGAGCUGGAUAAGGUGGGGUUGGCGAUGCCGAAUUUGGGGAGUAUCAAUGAUCAGAGUAUCGCGGGGGCUAUAAGUACGGGUACGCAUGGGAGUACUUUGAAGCAUGGGAUCUUGUCGGCUUCGAUUUUACAGCUGAAGAUUAUGCUUGCGAAUGGGAAGAUGGAAACAUGUUCUCCUACGCAGAAUGCGGAGCUGUUCCGCGCAGCGUUGAUCUCCCUAGGUGCCUUGGGAAUUAUUGUUGAGAUCACCUUCCAGGCGGUGCCAGCCUUCACUUUGGCUUGGAAACAAGUGGUUGAUACAGAUUUGUCUAUGUUCAACUCCUGGAAUAAGGAUUUAUGGACCCAGACAGAGUUCGUUCGUGUCUGGUGGUUUCCUUACACAAGGAGGUCUGUGGUGUGGACAGCAGAGAAGACAAAACUCGCACUACGACCGCCUCCUAAAUCUUAUUAUGAUGCCUGGCUCGGAUUUCAUAUUUAUCACAACCUGCUGUACGCAGCACAAUAUGUUCCUAGGAUGCUUCCCUGGAUUGAAUGGUUCGUCUUCGGCAUGCAAUACGGUUUCCCCAAUGGAAGCACUACAUCCGCCAUCCAGCCAUCUCGGCAAGCUCUUCUCAUGAAUUGCUUAUACUCACAGUUUGUCAACGAAUGGGCUAUCCCCCUCCACAAAGGACCGGAAGCACUUCGUCGUCUCAGCUCAUGGCUGAAUCAUCUGACCCCUGAGGAUCCAGAUUAUGUUCCACAUGGAAUCCCAUACUCAGCAGACGGCCUCUGGGUUCAUGCUCCCGUUGAAGUCCGGGUUACAGAAACCUCAAAUAGCACAACUCCACGGCCACAUCUUGAUCCCACUUGCUCAGAAGAGGCUACGCUCUACCUCAACGCCACGUUAUACCGACCCUAUGACAUGGAUCCUCCCUGCCGUGCACGCUAUUACCAAGGUUUUGAGUACCUGAUGCGGGAACUUGGCGGUAGACCUCACUGGGCGAAGAACUUCGACGCAAAUGGAAAGGAUAUUGAGGAGAUGUAUGGGAAUAAAUUGUUAGAGUGGAGGAAGAUUAGAAACGAUGCUGAUCCGGAGGGCAUGUUUGUGGGUGAGUGGCAUAGGAGGUAUAUUCUGGGCGAGGGACGGAAGUUGGCACUUGAGGAAGUAGAGGUUGGAAGGAAGAAGAUUUGGAAGGGUGGUGUCUUGGUCAUGGGUGAGGUUGAAGAUGACUGUGGGUUAAGUGGGAGUACUUCUGAGGAGAGUUUUGAUCACUUGAGGGAGAGUGAUGUUACGGUCAAGGGGUAGAGGUUUAGAGCUAGAGGAGACUUAAAGACUUGCAUUUGAUCCAAUUGACGAUGCUUCAUUUUGAAAAUCAGUACCUCUGCUUGGUGAGUGUAGGGAAAGUAAUGAAGACUUCUCAAUGAGCGAGAUGAAGCAUUGGUUUUUGGUUCCUUUCAAAGGAGAGGUUACAAUCAAUAAUUAAGAAAACAAUACAAGCCAAGAAAAUUGCCACGCCGCACCCCUCCACAAACGAAAGCAACAAUUGAAACUCUCAGACAACGAGGUCACGCUGUGUUUGAUCAUCCCCUCGAAACCCUGUCACGAUGUCACUGCCCCGCUGGCUGGU
Molecule: messenger RNA, 2057 nt
Organism: Hyaloscypha bicolor E
Lineage: Eukaryota; Fungi; Ascomycota; Leotiomycetes; Helotiales; Hyaloscyphaceae
Exons: 1
Coding region: 110-1735 (541 amino acids)
Cellular component (GO): membrane; mitochondrion
Molecular function (GO): FAD binding; D-arabinono-1,4-lactone oxidase activity
Source: RefSeq, a predicted model, not a curated record